AUGGCUUACUCUGCCAUGACUAAGCUUGCUUUGGUGGUGGCCUUGUGCAUGGUUGUGAGCGUGCCCAUUGCUCAAGCCAUAACAUGUGGCCAAGUGUCCAACAGCGUUGCACCAUGCAUACCCUACGUGAUAGGCGGUGGAGCUGUGCCUCCAGCUUGCUGCAACGGCAUCAGGAACGUCGAAAACUUGGCAAAGACCACCGCUGACCGGCAGGCCGCUUGCAACUGCCUGAAACAGCUUUCCGGCAGCAUCCCCGGAGUCAACCCUAACAAUGCCGCAUUGCUUCCGGGCAAGUGUGGAGUUAAUAAUAAUAUUCCUUACAAUAUUAGCUCCUCCACCGACUGCGCCACGUACCGUGAUGUGAGCUUGACGCAGAUAAUAUCAGAGAGUGAGAAUAAAAAUGUGGCUAUGUGA
This is a messenger RNA of Prunus armeniaca (apricot), 414 nucleotides long. The record is from the annotation of a GenBank genome assembly. NCBI's taxonomy places the organism in Eukaryota, Viridiplantae, Streptophyta, Magnoliopsida, Rosales, Rosaceae.